Aplysia californica (California sea hare) is the source of this 588-nucleotide messenger RNA. It is a transcript of the gene psc1, whose product is annotated as sensorin A. NCBI's taxonomy places the organism in Eukaryota, Metazoa, Mollusca, Gastropoda, Aplysiida, Aplysiidae. Gene Ontology annotation, molecular function: calcium ion binding. The record is from RefSeq and is marked provisional.
AGAAUAGAGAACUGAGAGCUCAAAGAUACAUUCCAGUCUUGAAACAGAAACAGUCUUUCCCCGAUCCCAAAAACUAACACAGAUAAGUGAGCAACAUGCCUUCCAGAGCCGCCACAAGCCCUUUGAACGUUCAGAUGAUGGUCGUCCUUUGCAUCGUGUGCCUGGCGCUACAAGCCGUUGCUGCCAACGCCACCAGAAGUAAGAACAAUGUCCCCCGUCGCUUCCCUCGUGCCAGAUACAGGGUUGGCUACAUGUUCGGCAAGCGGUCAUCCAGUGAAACAUACAGCACCAACUUGAUCAACUUGCUAUCCAGGCAGUUGGUGAGUCAAGAAGAGUUAAGAGCAAUUCUCGAGAAACAGCCUAUACUUCUGGACGAAGUAGUGAAGAUUCUAGAUCGAAACGAUGAUGGUUAUAUCACGGUGGCCGAUUUGCUCUGACGGUCAUUUUCAGACAGGUCCAAGUCUUUUGAGUCUUCUGGACGGCUUCCCUUCGCCUGAGCCGUGAUCAACAAAUUAAUACUUCGAAAAAUUCUGCUGAUUUGGUUAAUCUUUUUCUGACAAAAAUUACAUAAAGCUUUUUUCCAAGUUG